AUGUACCGAGAAGCUGCCAAGUUUCCUGGUCCAUCGUUCCUCCUGCCGUUGAUCGGGAACGCUCACCAUUUCAUGGGUGAUUCGCGACUCAAAGCCAUUCGAUCAACGCAAAAUGUUUUUCAGACCGUUUUUAUGAGUCCAAAAACCGUUGAGAAGGAUCCGCUUUACCGACUCGCGAAGCCUUGGCUCGGCCACGGUUUAUUCACGGCACCAGCUGGGGAAUGGCGAAAUCGCCGAAAGCUCACAGCUCCAACUUUCAACACGAAAAUAGUGACCUCCUUCGUCGAAAUAUUUGCUAAACGAUCGGAAAUCAUGAGCGAGCAGAUGAGCAAGGAGCUGGGAGCUGGAGAUUUCGAUGUUUCCAAAUAUGUUGGGCUGUGCACGCUCGACUUCAUUUGUGAAACUCUCAUGGGGGCCACGGUCAAUGUUCAAUCGGAAAAAGGGCGUCGUUGCGUUCAGUCAGCAGAAAGAAGAUCGAUCAGUUCAGUCGCUAUGUCUAUCUUCAAGCUCCAUCGCGCAGAAAAAUAUUGGCCGGAUCCGUUGAAAUUUGAUCCGGAUCGUUUCCUACCGGAACAAGUGGCGAAACGUCAUCCGUACAGUUUCGUGCCCUUCAGCGCUGGGCCUCGAAUGUGUUUGGGAUUCAAGUACGCCACGAUGGCCAUCAAAGUCCUACUGGCAACGGUUUUGCGACGUUACAUCUUCAUAAAAGACGAAAUUGUGGCUAUCGAAGGCAUGAAACUGAAAACCGAACUCAUACCGAAGCCUGCGUCAUCUCCGAGGUUGAGGAUCGAGAAAAGAUAG
This is a messenger RNA of Venturia canescens, 801 nucleotides long. RefSeq names its product cytochrome P450 4C1-like. NCBI's taxonomy places the organism in Eukaryota, Metazoa, Arthropoda, Insecta, Hymenoptera, Ichneumonidae. The coding region runs from base 1 to 801 and encodes 266 amino acids. The transcript has 6 exons. The record is from RefSeq and is a predicted model, not a curated record. Gene Ontology annotation, molecular function: iron ion binding; heme binding; oxidoreductase activity, acting on paired donors, with incorporation or reduction of molecular oxygen.